This is a messenger RNA of Cryptomeria japonica (Japanese cedar), 3223 nucleotides long. Its product is annotated as probable linoleate 9S-lipoxygenase 5. The record is from RefSeq and is a predicted model, not a curated record. The coding region runs from base 339 to 2945 and encodes 868 amino acids. The transcript is spliced from 9 exons. Gene Ontology annotation, biological process: lipid oxidation. NCBI's taxonomy places the organism in Eukaryota, Viridiplantae, Streptophyta, Pinopsida, Cupressales, Cupressaceae. Gene Ontology annotation, molecular function: metal ion binding; oxidoreductase activity, acting on single donors with incorporation of molecular oxygen, incorporation of two atoms of oxygen; protein binding.
GACACCUCCUGACAUUCUUUGUCACCAUUUGGGACAAGAUAGGAAAGCAAAGUAACCUAACUAAUUGUAUGUAUGCAAUUACAUCCCAGAGCUUAGUAAUAAUCUUACCAGAUGGGAUUAAUGACAUGGCCAAUAGAAUCAAAUAUCUGCCAUUAGCCUGUAACAUCAAAGACUUAGUGGGGAACCAAGUGUGAAACACAUUUGCACUUGCAGUAAUAACUUCAAAGACUUUGUGUGGAAUAGAUGUGAUGGGCAGUUGCAGAAUUUCUUUUAUGCAGUAUUGAGUUUGUUUAAAAGCCACAAUUAGCACAUUGAAUCUGCCCUUGCAGAUUUGAACAAUGGCAGUCAAUUUCUAUCAUGAUCGUUACUUCGGCCCAUUGAUGAGCAUGUUCAAGAAACUGUUUGGAUAUACUGAACCAGUAGAGGAGGAGACAGUCAAAGGCUUUGUUGUUCUCCAGAAGAAAAAUGUCUUAGAUUUGAACGAUUUGCAUGCAGGUGUGGUGGACAGCUUCAUGGAACUGCUCGGGAAAAAAGUGUUUCUACAGCUUAUCAGCACCACUUGUAUGGAUCCAGGCAAUGGAAGUGGAAAAGUUGGGGAGGCAGCAUUUAUACAGAAAUGGAUAUCUACUGGGAACCUCAUCAUCAGUGGGGAGAGCAAGUACCAAGUUGAUUUCAAGUGGGAUUCCAACUUUGGGACUCCUGGAGCCUUCCUCAUAAGGAAUUUUCAUCACCACGAGUUUUUUCUUAAGUCCUUGACUGUUGAAAUUCCUGAACAGGGCAAUGUUCAUUUCGUCUGCAACUCUUGGAUUUACCCCUUUUUUAAAUAUAAGACAGAUCGUAUAUUCUUCUCAAAUAAGAGCUAUUUACCAGCAGAUACACCUCGGACCCUCGUUCAGCUGAGAAACGAAGAGCUUCAAAACCUAAGAGGAAAUGGAACAGGAAAGAGGGAAUACUGGGACAGAAUUUAUGACUAUGAUGUCUAUAAUGAUCUUGGAGAUCCAGACAAUGGCGAGAAAUAUAAACGCCCAGUAUUGGGAGGACCUACAGGAUUCCCAUACCCACGAAGGGGGAGAACCGGUCGUCAUCACUGUAAAAGUGAUCCUGCUACGGAAAGCAGAUUAUGCUUACUGAACCUACACAUAUAUGUCCCUCGAGAUGAACGGUUUAGGCGCCUCAAAAUGUCUGAUUUCUUAGCCAAUGGACUAAAGAGUCUGGUCCAGAUUUCAAUGUCUGAACUCCAAGCACUGUUGGACUUCGGUCGAGAUGAGUUCGAUUCUUUUGAAAAAGUUAAGAAGCUGUACACAGAUGGGAAACCAUUGCCUGCGAAAACUUAUCAGGAGCCCGCAAACAAUGACAAUUCUCUGGAGCUAAUCAAUAAACUUUUCAAAACAAAUGGCGAUAGUUUGCUCUGGUAUCCUAAGCCGCAGGUCAUAGCAGCUGAUGAAUUCGAAUGGAGGAAAGAUGAAGAAUUUGCUAGGCAGAUGCUCUCUGGUGUCAACCCUAUGCACAUAAGGCGUCUCCAAAGUUUCCCCCCAAGAAGUGAAUUGGACCCAGGAUUAUAUGGCCCGCAAGAAAGCUCUAUCAGAGCUGCACAUAUAGAAAAGAACCUUGAUGGCCUUACCGUAGAGGAGGCCAUUGAAGAAAACAAACUGUUCAUUUUGGAUCAUCACGACAUCUUCAUGCCAUAUCUCAACCGGAUGAAUGCUCUGUCCACAAAGGCCUAUGCUUCUCGCACAAUUCUGUUCCUCUGCAAGGAUGACACCUUGAAGCCAGUUGCCAUAGAACUGAGUCUGCCGUCGGGGAGGAGAAGGGUGUUUACUCCUGCAGAGGAAGGGGUGUCUGGAGCACUCUGGCAGCUCGCUAAAGCACAUGUCGCAGUUAACGAUUCUGGGUACCACGAACUGAUCAGCCACUGGUUGAGGACACACGCAGUCAUAGAACCAUUCAUAAUCGCCACAAAUAGAAACCUGAGCGUCCUGCAUCCCCUUCAUAAGCUGCUAACCCCACAUUUUCGUGACACAAUGCACAUCAAUGCUCUGGCUCGCCAUACUUUGAUAAAUGCGGGAGGAAUAUUUGAAAGAACGGUGUUUCCACAGAAGUAUGCCUUGGAAAUGUCAGCUAUAGUUUACAAAAACUGGAGAUUUGACGAAGAAGGCUUAGCUGCUGAUCUUCUUAAAAGGGGAAUGGCAGUGGAAGAUAAAUCAAUGCCCCAUGGGCUGAGGCUUAUGAUCAAAGACUAUCCUUAUGCUGUGGAUGGACUAGAUAUAUGGUCUGCAAUACAGAAAUGGGUUCGGAAAUAUCUGUCCAUCUACUACAAUGAUGAACUUGUAAGAGGUGACACAGAGCUUCAGGCAUGGUGGCAUGAAAUACGAUAUGUUGGUCAUGCAGACAAAAAAGACGAGACAUGGUGGUACAAGAUGGACACUGUAGCAGAGCUUGAGAAAGCAUUAACAACAAUCAUAUGGGUGGCUUCGGCUCUUCAUGCAGCAACUAAUUUUGGGCAGUAUGCUUACUCUGGGUACAUGCCCAAUAGGCCUGCUGUAAGCAGAAGGCUUAUCCCCGAGGAAGGAUCUCAAGAAUUUUUAGAGCUUGCUAAGAAUCCAGAUAUGUUUCUCUUGAAAACUGUCUCCAAUCAAAUUCAAACUACUCUGGGCAUUGGGCUGAUAGAGAUAUUGUCCAGAUAUUCUACAGAUGAAGUGUAUCUGGGGCAGAGAGAAUCAGGGGAUUGGAUAGAUGAUAGGCGCGUAAUGGCGGCUUUUGGGAGCUUUAAUAGGGAGUUGAAAGAAAUAGAGGACAAGAUAAACGAGAGGAAUGCAGAUGGAAGGUUAAAGAAUCGAUCAGGGCCUGCAAAGGUGCCAUAUACAUUGCUGUAUCCGAGCACUUCGGAUUUCAGCAGGCAAGGGGGAUUAACUGGCCGAGGAAUUCCAAAUAGCAUCUCCAUUUAGCAGACCAUCUCUAAAGAUAAAAGGGCCAUCAAACUUGCGUUUUAUUGCGUUUCCUCUGCAUUUGAUUUUCUCCAAGUAGUGUUAUCAGAGCGUUUCAAUUUAUAAUGUGAGACAGCUUGUCAUUUUAACCUUUCCUCUGCAAAUACCUACUUAUUUAAGGGUUUUGAAAAAAUCUCUUUCCUGAGAAAAACAUUAUUAAAUUUUGACUGUAAGAUUGUAAUGGAAGUAAAACGCCUCAGUUAAAGUUCAAUAAUUUUUAAUUUUUAAUUAUUUUUUUA